Falco peregrinus (peregrine falcon) is the source of this 2654-nucleotide messenger RNA. RefSeq names its product LMBR1 domain containing 1 (gene LMBRD1). The coding region runs from base 163 to 1803 and encodes 546 amino acids. The record is from RefSeq and is a predicted model, not a curated record. Gene Ontology annotation, biological process: protein localization to vacuole. The transcript has 16 exons. NCBI's taxonomy places the organism in Eukaryota, Metazoa, Chordata, Aves, Falconiformes, Falconidae. Gene Ontology annotation, cellular component: vacuolar membrane.
CCUCGCUGCUGCCCGCCGCGCCGGUGGCGGGACGCGCGGAGCGGACCAGCUGCUAAUGUCACCUCACAAGCGCGUGACGCCGCUCCCGGCGCUCGCUACAGACAGUCCCCUCGGUGACGUGAUACCCGCCCCGUUAAAAGUCCCCGCCUCGGGGGGGCGGGCAUGCUUUUGCUGCCGGAAGCGAAGAUGGCGGCGGCCGCCGCUUCCGAGCUGCUGACGGGAUGGUGCCUCUUUGGCCUGGCGCUGCUGGCCAUUCUGAUUUUCUGCUGGGUUUAUGUGCGCAAGUACCAGAGUCGGCGGGAAAGCGAAGUGAUUUCUACCAUAACAGCGAUCUUUGCGUUGGCAGUUGCUCUUAUCUCAUCAGCACUACUACCAGUGGAUAUCUUUUUGGUUUCAUAUAUGAAAACCAAAAAUGGUACGUUUAAGGAUUGGGCUGAUGCUAAUGUUUCAAGACAAAUUGAAGACACUGUACUUUAUGGAUAUUACACUUUGUACUCCAUCAUACUGUUCUGUGUCUUUCUGUGGAUUCCCUUUGUCUAUUUCUAUUAUGAAGAGAAGGAAGAUGAUGGCAACACAUGCUCACAGGUUAAAACUGCACUCAAAUAUACUCUGGGGUUCAUCACAAUUUGUGCAGUUCUUCUCUUAAUUGGUGCCUUUGUUCCUUUGGAUAUUCCCAAUAAGAAGAAUUCCACAGAGUGGGAGAAAGUGAAACUCUUGUUCGAAGAGUUUGGAAGUAGUCAUGGCUUGACUGCUCUUUCAUUUUCCAUUAGUUCCUUGACUGUGAUUGGAAUGCUGGCAGCUAUCACUUACACAGCUUAUGGUAUGUCAGCUUUGCCUCUAAAUUUGAUUAAGGGAACUACCACUGCAGCUUAUGAACGUUUGGAGAACACUGAAGAUAUCGAAGAAGUGGAGCAGCAUUUAUUAAGGAUUAAAUCAAAGUGCAGAGAUGGUCGUCCUCUGUCAUCAAGGGAUAGACGCACUUUACAACAACUAGAAGAGAGGCUAAGGAUACUUCGAAGAAGAGAGAGGCAUCUGGAGUCUGUUGAGAAAAGCUGGUGGACGAAAUUCUCUGAAGCUAUCAGACCUCUAAAGAUUGUGUGGGGAGUAUUUUUCAUCAUUGUGGCACUGCUCUUCACUGUCUCUCUGUUCUUGUCAAAUUUGGACAAAGCUCUGCAUUCAGCUGGCUUCGACUCAGGAUUUAUAAUUUUAGGAACUAAUCUGACUAAUCCAUUGAAUAUGCUGUUACCUGUUCUUCAAACAGUUUUUCCGCUCGAUUAUAUUCUUAUUACAAUUAUUGUCAUGUACUUUAUCUUCACUUCAAUGGCAGGGAUUCGAAAUAUGGGUAUAUGGUUCUUCUGGAUAAGGCUUUAUAAAAUCAGACGAGGAAAAACUCGCCCUCAAGCACUUUUGUUUCUCUGUAUGAUACUUCUAUUGAUAGUUCUUCAUACAAGUUACAUGAUCUACAGUCUUGCACCUCAGUAUGUAAUGUAUGGAAGCCAAAAAUACCUGGUACAGAUUAAUAAGACAAUAAAUGGCCAGCCAAGGGAUUUGACAUUUGUAUCUAAAGACUGUGAUGCAGAUGCACCUGAAGAUCAGUGUAUUGUUACUCGGACAUACCUCUUUCUUCAUAAAUUUUGGUUCUUCAGCGCUGCCUAUUACUUUGGGAACUGGGCAUUCAUUGCAGUCUUUUUAAUUGGAUUGAUUGUUUCAUGCUGCAAAGGCAAGAAAUCAGUCAUUGAAGGUGAAGUGGAUGAAGAUGAUUCAGACACGAGUGAUGAUGAACUGUCUGCUUAUUACCAUUAAUGAAAUGUUGCCUUCAAGAUGGAAAAAUGUUAUUUAAAGUUAUGUUGAAAGUCAUACUUAUGUGGAGUUGGUAUCCAAAUAAGCAUCCUUGCACCUGUAAAAAUAGAGGAAAUAAGUGUGCUCACUUAAAGGAGUAAACUGAGUAUCACUGUUAUAUCAGAACAAAUACCGAAACUGGGUUUGAAUAAUAUAUAUAGAGAGAAAAUAUUGUUUAUGAUUAAACGUAUAUGUAACUUUCUGAUAUAUACUGUGAACUGUUUCAUCAUUCAUGAUGGUUUUCUGUGAACUUCAUUUUUCUUAUGCUUCCAUGCCUAACUUGUAGGACUCUUCUAUUCAAGCUCAUAAACAAAACCAGCUAAAGUCUCGCAAAACAGCUGGUGCAAACAUUGCUAGAAAGAAUUAGAUGAGGUUCACACUUUCAGAAGGAUGUGACUUAACUUUUGCAUUAGUCUUGCUGGCAUUUCUGGGAUUCCCAUAUAAAACUAUAGCUAACAGGAGACUGUAUUUGAAGUAUGCCAAAAACAUCCACUGAUGUGGUGUGUUCCCAGUCUGUGAAGAAUAAGUCAUUUUCAUACUGUUAUCUCCACUGAGUUACCGUGGGAAUCUUCAAGUAUGAGGUGGCCUUUGCCCUAUCAAAGGAAAUCAUUAGUGUAUAUGACAACAUGCAGGAUUGUUUCAGUGUUUUAGUACAGCUCAGUUCUGAAACUGUCAGGUGCCAUUGGUUAUUACUAGGAUAUGAUUAAUUUCUAACUUUUUCUCAUUAAUGAAAUUGUCUUAACUUUUCAAUAUUUAAUGUCAAUGUUGUCAACUUGUUUAUAAGCCAAUGUUUAUAUAAACACAGUUCAUAAAUG